Molecule: messenger RNA, 2079 nt
Organism: Erythranthe guttata (spotted monkey flower)
Lineage: Eukaryota; Viridiplantae; Streptophyta; Magnoliopsida; Lamiales; Phrymaceae
Product: GTP-binding protein, HflX
Cellular component (GO): cytoplasm
Molecular function (GO): ribosome binding; GTP binding
Source: RefSeq, a predicted model, not a curated record
UAAUAAUAACCUAAAAUUGAUGACAAACAAGAAAGAGAACCCUCAAUUGAAGCAAUACUGACAUUAAUCAACUACGACGAUGCACCGCCGUUCGUCCCCGAACUUUAUCCACCGGCGCGGCGGAAACCUAGACAGCUGAUCAACUUUUCUUCGGCGGUCUGAUCAUAAGCUUAAAGUUGAAGAGCAAAAUUACCAAUACAAACAAACAAUCAGAUGCUCGGAGCCAUACUGCACCUGCGUUCCCGAUUGUCCCUCUUAAACCCCAUAAAUACUUCGUCUUCAUCAAUUAUACCUUCCCAAUUUCCUCCCCUUUCUGCAUAUUUCUCCAACUCCCCAAUUCUACAAAGAAAACAGCUUAAUCCCGAUAACGAUGAGUUCAACAGGGAACCCGAUUGCCCGCCCAGGUUAUUCGUCGUACAGCCCAGGAUCCGACCCGAAACCCUUUUGAAGGCGAAGCUUGAGGAGGCGUUGAAUCUUGCAAAUUCUCUUGAGCAACAGCGUGAUGGGUUGUACCACACGGAGUUUUCGGACAAGGAAAUGCCACCUCAUCUUGUUGUUCAGAACCCUGCUGCCAGAUCAACUCGGGCCGAUACAUAUUUCGGAGGUGGGACGGUGGGGAAUAUUAAAUGCCACAUAAAUAACUUGGAAUCGAAGGAUGAGGUGGAUGCCGUUUUCGUAAACGCUAUUCUUAGUGGCGUUCAGCAACGGAAUCUGGAGCGGACUUGGGAUAAACCUGUUCUUGAUCGUAUUAGUCUCAUAAUAGAGAUUUUUAAUGCUCAUGCUCAAACAAAGGAAGCUAAACUACAGGCUGAGUUGGCAGCUCUGAUGUAUAAAAGAAGCAGACUUGUUCGAGUUCGUGGGCUUGAUGGGCGUUACACGUUUGGUGGAGCCGGGGAAUCAGAAGUCGUUAGUGCCAGAGGGAGAGGAAGUGGAGGGCGUGGUUUUAUCAGUGGUGCUGGAGAAACCGAACUUCAGCUUCAAAGGCGAAGAAUCUUGGAUCGGAGAAAGAAGUUGUUGUCCGAAAUAAAAGAAGUUCGAAGUACUCGAGCCAUCCAACGUGCUGCUAGAAGAAGGCAAGGAAGCUCCCCAGGACAAGAAAUUCCUACUGUUGCUGUAGUUGGAUAUACAAAUGCUGGGAAAUCUACAUUAGUUAGUGCACUCUCAAACACCUAUCUUUACUGCGAUGAUCGAUUGUUUGCAACUGUUGAUCCGAAGUUGAGCAGUGUCGUUCUUCCAUCAGGGAGGAAAGUGCUGCUUAGUGAUACAGUUGGAUUCAUCUCAGAUUUGCCCGUGCAGCUAGUUGAAGCAUUUCACGCUACCUUAGAAGAGGUCGUCGAAGCUGACCUGCUUGUGCAUGUACUGGACUCGAGUUCUCCAAGUAUCAACGAACACCGCGAAGCUGUAAUGCAAGUUCUUUGCAAGCUAGGCGUGUCAAAGGAGAAGCUCCAUAAUAUGAUUGAAGUUUGGAAUAAGGUCGAUCUUCUGGAAAAGCAACCCGAUAUCGACGAAGUUGAUGAUGGAGAUUACGACACCAGUCUCUCGGGCGACGACGACGCUGACGUGGCAUCUGAACAGUUGACCGGUCAACACGAUGAAGAUCGAGAUUAUCCGGAAGAGUGGCUCUUAUCUGAGGAUGAGGAGGAGCAAGAAGAAGAUUCUUGGGUUGACUAUGAUGGUUGCUCCAUUGGAAGCAAUACUGUAAGCGACAAACCGAACGAGCUUUUGGUAGAUUCUGUCAAAGAUUCUGUUAAAGAUGCUGUGUCUGUAGCAGAAUCCAGUUGCCCUGUGAAAGCAUCUGCAGUAACUGGACUUGGUUUGCAAGAAUUGCUUCAGCUAAUCGAUGACAAGUUAGGACAGUCUCGAGUGGUAGAAAGGACCGUUUUCGAUAGCAAGUGGAGACCGCCACGUGGCCAAGACAACGACAUUGCAAUUGAGCAGUAGAAACCUUCUUAUCGUUUUGAAUUGUGACUUUGCUAUAUAUCGUUUUGAAUUCCAUUUUUCACCCCCUAUCGAACUCGAAUAUUUCUAGUACGUCGCCUGCUAGUUUUGCUUCAAUAUCACUAAAUAGAAAUUUGUAUA